Molecule: messenger RNA, 2692 nt
Organism: Oryzias melastigma (Indian medaka)
Lineage: Eukaryota; Metazoa; Chordata; Actinopteri; Beloniformes; Adrianichthyidae
Gene: nt5dc3
Product: 5'-nucleotidase domain containing 3
Exons: 14
Coding region: 82-1806 (574 amino acids)
Molecular function (GO): 5'-nucleotidase activity
Source: RefSeq, a predicted model, not a curated record
GGAAGCCUCGCUGUAUUGACAUUUUCGGAGGAGCCUGGCGCCGCACGCGCUCGUUUCCUCCGAGUCUCCCAAAAGCUCGCAAUGGCGCCCAUGCCGCUGCCUCUUUCGUGUCUUCUGAAGUACACAGAGUGUCUACAGAGGGCGCGAGGUGUCUGUAAUGUCUUCCGGGCUCUGCCCCACGGAGCGUCCAGGUUUCGCCCCUGGAGGAGGAAUUUCAGGGCGAUAUCUCGUGGAGUCGGUCCGCCGUUGUCCCAACAACAUCCCGUCGCCCCCAAGUGCGCAGCAUCUGUCUGCAGCAGCCCCCCGAGCGGCGAGGGCGUCGCAGAGAGGCUGUGGUCUGUUUACAAUGAGACCAAGAGGCAAACACAGGGUAUAUCCACUCAUGAAGUCGACCCAGACACCAUUUUUGCAAACAACGAGAUGAGCCUCCGAGACAUAGAGAUCUAUGGCUUUGAUUACGACUACACUCUGGCCUUCUACUCCAGCCAUCUGCACACACUGAUCUUCAACAUAGCACGGGACCUCCUCAUCAGUAACCACCGGUACCCAGAGGGCCUGCGGAAAUAUGAGUAUAUUCCUGAUUUUGCUGUCAGGGGACUUCACUAUGAUGUCCAGAAAGCACUCCUGAUGAAGAUAGAUGCUUUUCAUUAUAUCCAGUUGGGAACUGUAUACAGAGGUCUUCAUCCAGUUCCCGAUGAGGAAGUCGUCGCCAUGUAUGAAGGCUCUCACGUACCCCUGGAGAUUAUGAGUGACUUCUAUGGAAAGAGUUCACAUGGCCACACCAUGAAGCAGUUCAUGGAUAUUUUCUCUCUGCCUGAGAUGACUCUACUGUCGUGCGUGAACGACUUCUUCAUGAAGCACAACAUCGACUAUGAGCCUGUGCAUCUCUACAAAGACGUAAAGGAAGCCAUUAGAGAUGUCCACGUGAAGGGGAUCAUGUAUCGAGCGGUGGAGGCAGACAUCGAUAAGUACAUUUGCUACGGGGAGCAAAGCCACGCUGUGCUGAAGAAGCUGUCAGCGCACGGAAAGAAGAUGUUCCUCAUCACCAACAGCCCCUUUGACUUUGUGGACCGUGGAAUGAGCUAUAUUGUUGGAAAAGAUUGGAGGGAUCUGUUCGAUGUUGUAAUAGUUCAAGCUGACAAACCUGGUUUCUUCAACGACAGGAGAAAACCUUUCAGGCGUGUGACAGACAAAGGUGCGCUGCUGUGGGACAGAAUCCACCGGCUGGAAAAAGGGCAGAUCUACAAGCAGGGAAACCUCUAUGAGUUCCUCAGACUCACCGGCUGGAGGGGAUCUAAAGUACUUUACUUUGGAGAUCACAUCUACAGUGACUUAGCAGAUCUAACCCUUAAACACGGCUGGAGGACGGGGGCCAUCAUCCCUGAGCUGCGGAAGGAGAUCAAGAUCAUGAACACUCCAGAGUUUGUGCACAUGAUGUCCUGGUUGCAGGCGCUGACUGGACUUAUCGAGCAGAUGCAGGUGAACUGGGAUCCAGCAUCUCAAGCUGUAGUUGAAGAGUGGAUCAAAGAAAGAGAUGCAAUGAGGUCACAAACGAAGGACAUCUUCAAUGCACAGUUCGGGAGCCUCUUUCGUGCGUACCACAACCCCACCUACUUCUCACGCCGACUGUCACGCUUCGCCGACAUCUACAUGGCCUCCAUUAGUUGCCUGCUUAACUAUGACCUCCAGCACAUCUUUUUCCCUCGCCGCACUCCUCUGCAGCACGAAUCCCCAUACUGGCUAGAAUACAAUCCCUCUGGUCGCUUGGCCUCAUCUCCAGCCCCUCAGGACCAAAGCAGAGUCUAAUUCAAUCAUGGGAGAGAGAUUUUUAGAAAUUCAGAAAUGUACUGUCCAAACUUUGUUUUGUUUUCGGGAGUGUUUUUAGACUAGUAGGGUGGGAUGUAUUUGUUAACCUUAAAACAUGUUAGUUAUGUGUCCUUUCAAAGAAUUUAGUCUUAUGAGAGGAACAGUGGACUUUGUGCUAUUUAAAUGUGUGUAUUUGUGUGUGUUUCUGAGCAGUUUAUUUAUUUAAAAAUGGGUGCAUUACUGAACCUAAACAUUAGGGGGCAGACACAGUUCAGGUUUAACGUACAUUUGUUGUGCAUUGCCUUUUUGUCCUUUGCAUCUCUGGCGAAAUGGGUAUUUUACAUUCACAUUACAUACUCCGUUGCCUUAAUCUGCACUUCACAUUGCUGCCGGCUGUGUGUUUUUAUAAUAGGCUAAUGUAAUUUGUGGCAGUCAAGCUUUUUGUAAAUUUCGCCAGGCGGCAUCUUUGUUAAUUCAGCACUCAUGCUGACACACAUCGCACUUUGAUGUACUGAGAUCUUUGCGUUUAAUAGUUUUAGACGUUUCCACACACAGUCGUCUGAAUGCUUCAUCUCAGAGGAGGAGGAAGAGGAGAGUCUCAGGAAGAAUGGAGCGUCACUGGUACAUUUGGUGUAAACGCUGCUUUUUUAAUCUGUGAAGGAAGCACGAUUGAGCUCCUUACACUUCAGUUUUGCAGAGGAUGGCUGAAGCCUUUUCAUGUUUUGACAUAAAGGCUUAUUGAGAACACAUCUUGGAGAAAGGAAUAUAAAAGAGCAGAGAGAGCUGUGACAGCAAUGGAGAUUUUUUUUCUUUGGUUCGUUAUGCAUAUUAAUGAUGUAUAUUUUUAAUGUCAUUUCACUAUUAAAGUCCCAGUGAUUGAUUUUCA